Sclerotinia borealis F-4128 is the source of this 903-nucleotide messenger RNA. Lineage: Eukaryota; Fungi; Ascomycota; Leotiomycetes; Helotiales; Sclerotiniaceae. The record is from the annotation of a GenBank genome assembly.
AUGCGGGCUCAACGAUCAUUCCAACUAUAUUCCAUCAUCUUACUUUGCUGCUUUUUCACAUUUGUAGCUGCAUGGCCUUGGCCAAGAUGGCUACCAGAAAUGGAUUCUUUAAUUGCAGCACGAGCGGACGACAGUUCUUCGAGCUCUUCUGCUGCUGACACUGCAUCUGCCACUGCCACUACAGCACCAAAGUCUACAGAAACCGCAUCAGCAACGGGCUCGGAUUCAAACAAUUCUCAGUCAGCAACGAAAACAAGCUCGGGCACAAAUAAAGCUACCACUUCUGGAGCGAAAACGACAUCAGGUUCUUCAGAAUCGGGAUCAUCUAACUCCACAAGCAGCCAUAAAAGUAGCGGUUUGACUUCCUACAAUGCAACUUAUGCAGUAGGGGGAAUCUCAAUGUUAACUCCCUCCGCUGCUUCUACCGCAUACUUCAAAAUUGGUGACUAUGUUACCUUCGCCUGGAAUUUUACAUCUCUCCAAGCCACUCCCACCGCCGUCAACAUUAUGGCCACUUGUAAAGCCAACGCCCAGUUGUACACGAUCGCCACGAACCAGACCGUUUCGAAUUCCACACAAGCAGUUACUUGGGAUACUGGUGCCUAUCAAGCGACUGCUGUUGGAAACCCUCUUCUCACAGAAACUUACACUUUGAUCAUCUACGACGCAGCGAGCAGUAUUAGCGCGACUGCUGCACCGGGGUACUUGUCUGUAUUCAAUACAUAUUCCUUUGGCAUGUACGCACCACAACCAUAUACUCCGCUCAGCGAUUGGGUAUGUGCUACUUGCAGUGGUGCAUUAUCUGACAUGGAGAGGAGCGCAUUGAAGUUGAUGUUUGGUAUGGGUAUCGUUACUGUGCUCAGCUUUACCUGGUUCGUGACUGGAUUGGGUGUUAUUUUGUAA